UAAUAAACAUUAAAUCGAGUAGGUUUCGAUAUCGACAAUCAAACAUUUUUAUAUUUUUACACUAAUCAAAAUGGAAGUAACAUCAGAACAUAGUAACGAUUUAGAAGUAAUAAAGAAAAUGGAAGACGAACACUUGCGCUUACAAAGACAGGUUCGGAUGAUACAAGUGGACAGACAAAACCGAAUCAUGGGCGUUCACCCGAAGUUCCGAAGACAAGAUCAGCUGCUAAGGAUCCUAAAAAAAGACUAUAAUAAUUUACGUACAGACUUAAAGAUUGCAAGAUCUGGCGCUCAUAAAAAGAAUGAUAAAAGAAUGAAGAACAACUUAGAAAGGGCUCUCUUACUUCACACAGAAACCCAGCAAGAAUGUGAUGAAGGAAUAUUUCUUAUGAAGCAAGUCAACGAAUUGUUGCUUCGUAAAAAGAAACAACUGCUGCGAUUCAAGAAAAUUGUUAACGCCAAUAAUGGGCAAUUGGAAGAACGUCGUCUCCUUUGUGAAAACCGUCUAGCAUCUACUGAGAAUAGACUGGAAGCAGCUACAUUAAGGUUUAAUGCCGUCCAGAGUGAGAAUAAGAAGAUUCGAGAAGAGAUCGAGCACAUGCUUAAAGAUCGAGCAAUAUUCAAUGAAGCAUGGACAAAAAUGCUGAAUGGUCUGAAACGAGGGAAGAAAUUCCUCACUGAUCUUUUCGAGUCCUCGACUCUUGCGUACGACCAGAGAGAUGAGUGGUGCGCGAAGCUACGCUCUGUGCAGGAGAAGGGGAAUCUGGAUCAAAUGGUUCAAGUUCAGGAAAUGCGUGACCUACAAAAAGCUUUUGAUCAUGAAAUGAAGCUCUAUAAUUUUUUGGCACGAAAAGGAGUGAUCCGUAUUAAUCGGAAGCAAGAGGAGAGGGAAGAGAAAAUGGAAGAAAAAGAAAAAGAAGAUUUGAAAAAAGAAUUUGAUGAACAUGUUAAAUUUAUUGACGAAAUAACGGAUUAUGCGAAACAGGAGGACAUAAACAAAAUUAUAGAUGAAUUCAAUAGAGUAGAACAAGAGAAUUUUUCGAUAUAUAAACUUCUUACUGACUUCUGCGCUGAGAAUGAAGUGCUAAGUCGAGAUCUUAAGAACAUACAGAGGGAUAUUGAGGACAGAAGAGAUUGGAACGAAAUGGUGGAAGAAAAAAGACAACGAAAACUAGAUAUACUGAGAAAAAAGUUGGCAGAGCAAACUCUUAAAACAGAAGAAAAGAGAAAUAUAUACAAAGAGAAGGAAGACCUUUUGAAGAACACCAUGGAAAGUAUACGGGAGAUAUUUAAUAUGCUAGAAUGCAGCCUGGAGCCAUUUGUCAAUCUACUUGGCGACAAGGAGCCUUCACUACACAGAUUGGAUAUGACCUUUCGUCUAAUAGCUGAGAAAAUUAAGGAGCACAUACAAAUUACGUAUUAUUAUGAGAGACACAUGAUCAAAAAAGGGGAUAAGAGUUCUUCCCGCCUCAAAACCUACACCAUCCACCCUCAGCCGCCGAGCUUCUGUCCAGGACUACCAAUAAACUUAUUAGUACCAGCUGAUCCUUGCCCAGCCUGCAUAGAAGCGCGCUGGCUUUCCCGAGUGACAGAGUCCCUUGAAACACCAUUUACCACUGAAAUGGCGUUAACAGCACUACAGGAGUUGGCUGAAGAUCCAGCUUUUGAAAGGAGUGACAGAAUCCAUCAACUCACUGACUGCAGGGUCCCACAAAGUCGAAAUAUUUUGGCGCGACGAUACUUACAAUACUCAUAAACAAAAGAUAUCUAGGCUACAGAUAAUCUGUUUAAUAAAAUUAUAUCAUAUAAA
Molecule: messenger RNA, 1810 nt
Organism: Pieris napi
Lineage: Eukaryota; Metazoa; Arthropoda; Insecta; Lepidoptera; Pieridae
Product: outer dynein arm protein 1-like
Exons: 12
Coding region: 71-1756 (561 amino acids)
Source: RefSeq, a predicted model, not a curated record